AUGUCCGAACAAGCACCGAAGCCGAACACAAUAGCAGAUGUCCUUUCAAGGUUGCCAGACAAGCGCCCAGUUCAAAUUCAAAUUAUGCAUUUGAAAGCUCAUCUGACAAACACCGUUAAGACUCUCCAAAGUAGUCUUAUGGAAGAGAUGAAGGGACUUAAAGGUGAGUUCCUCAUGAACCAAGCUUCCAAUGAGAAAUGCCUGAAUGAUUUGACGGAAACCUUGCGCAUUUACGCGAGAGAGAACCGAGACCUUGCCAGACUCAUCUACCGUUUCUUCGAAGAGAUAGACGCCAUCUGGAAGGUACUCGGAAAGGACAGAACAUGCAACACCGUAAUUCGUGAACACAGAAUUGAAGAAGGAAUUGUCGAGGAAGAAGAGAAACACGAAGAAGAGAAACACGAAGAAGAGGAAGAAGAGAAACACGAAGAAGAGGAAGUUUGGGCAACCCUUGUUGCCGAUGACACUUACGAAAUUUCCCAACCCUUACCCAUUACCAAAUCCGCAACAGGGAGACCG
This is a messenger RNA of Trichomonas vaginalis G3, 519 nucleotides long. RefSeq lists its product as uncharacterized. The transcript has a single exon. NCBI's taxonomy places the organism in Eukaryota, Parabasalia, Trichomonadida, Trichomonadidae. The annotation marks the transcript as partial. The record is from RefSeq and is a predicted model, not a curated record.